Pogoniulus pusillus (Red-fronted tinkerbird) is the source of this 4788-nucleotide messenger RNA. RefSeq names its product actinin alpha 1 (gene ACTN1). The record is from RefSeq and is a predicted model, not a curated record. NCBI's taxonomy places the organism in Eukaryota, Metazoa, Chordata, Aves, Piciformes, Lybiidae. Gene Ontology annotation, cellular component: plasma membrane; cell projection; Z disc. Bases 896 to 3838 code for a protein of 980 amino acids. Gene Ontology annotation, biological process: muscle cell development; actin cytoskeleton organization. The transcript has 24 exons. Gene Ontology annotation, molecular function: calcium ion binding; actin filament binding.
CCAACUGGGCAGAGGGAUCCUCCUCCUGUCACCACUGUUAACGUGUCUCUGGGACCUGGCAGCCUCCAUUGUGUCUGGUGGUGAUUUUUCCACUGGGUUUUUCACAUGGUCAAGAUCAUCCCUGUCAUAGAGUGGUGGAACUAUCACAGGGAUGAUAAUGCGUAGGAUGCUGCUUAGAUGAGCCUGAUGCACGUUAGUUCAGCGCUGCUCUUCUUAAACAGAUUAUAGUGGGCAAGGUGCAGCAGCUGUGCCGGAAAGGACUGACAGUAAGGGGGGCCAGGCAGGGCAGCCCUGGCACCCAGCGCUGCAUGGCUACAGCUGUUGACUCCGGCUGGCCAAGCCUCGGUCGGCAGUGCUGCCGUCCUAACCCUGAGCAGCAGCCGCCACUCGGGAACGGGACAAGCAGCUAUCUUCAGGCAUCCCGAGUGCAGGCACGGCGGCGUGACCCCGCGAACAAGCUGCGUUUUGGGCUGUGACCAAGCAUCCGCACUUCAAGGGCCGGGACUGGUCACCACGGCACGAAAGCGUCCGCUCAGUGACCACACUCUGCCCUGACCCGCGCUCCCCACAUGGCUCAGGCCGUCCCGCCCGUGGCGGCGAGUCUGAAAGCGUCCCGCUCGCCUGCAGCCUCCCGCCGCGGAGCCACUGAGACUAAGACGCCUCGAAAGCCGCACUAAGACCCUCGACACCGGCCCGGCCCAGCCCUCCCGGCUCCAGCCCCCUCUCGCCCGCCCUCAGCAGCCGCGGCGGGGAGGUGUUGGGCGGUGCUGAGGGCGAGGCGGAGCCGUCGCAGGUGUCCUAUGGCGGCGGCCGAGCGUUGAGACGGACGCGAGAAUCGCGCAAUGGUUGCGGAGCUCUGGCCGGGACAUGCAGGGUCGGCAGCGGGGCCCAGCCAAUGAGAGGCAGGCGGGCAGGGGCGGGGCGCUGCGUCCCGCCCCCGCCGUGGUGCGCGCGGCCGAGGCGGAGAAGUGGGAGCGGGCGCCAGCGCCGCCUGCUCGGGCUGAGCGGCCGCGGGGCCGGGCACAGAGGGCAGCCACCAGCACGCCGGACGGACGCAGGACAGGGACGGGCAGCCGCCACCGCAGCAGCAGCCAUGGAUCACUACGACCCGCAGCAGACUAACGACUACAUGCAGCCGGAGGAGGACUGGGACCGGGACCUGCUCCUCGACCCGGCCUGGGAGAAGCAGCAGAGAAAGACAUUUACAGCAUGGUGUAACUCUCACCUUCGCAAGGCUGGGACACAGAUUGAGAACAUAGAGGAAGAUUUCAGGGAUGGUCUUAAGCUCAUGUUACUUCUGGAAGUCAUUUCAGGUGAACGUUUGGCUAAACCUGAAAGAGGCAAAAUGCGAGUGCACAAGAUAUCCAACGUCAACAAGGCCUUGGAUUUCAUUGCCAGCAAAGGAGUCAAGCUAGUGUCCAUUGGAGCAGAAGAAAUCGUGGAUGGCAAUGUUAAAAUGACUCUUGGAAUGAUCUGGACCAUCAUCCUUCGUUUUGCCAUUCAGGAUAUCUCUGUUGAAGAGACAUCUGCUAAAGAAGGGCUUUUGUUAUGGUGUCAGAGGAAGACAGCCCCUUACAAAAAUGUAAACAUCCAGAACUUCCAUAUAAGCUGGAAGGAUGGCCUCGGUUUCUGCGCUUUAAUUCACAGACACCGUCCAGAGCUUAUUGACUACGGGAAGCUACGAAAGGAUGAUCCUCUCACUAAUCUGAACACAGCUUUUGAUGUGGCUGAGAAAUACCUGGAUAUUCCCAAGAUGCUGGAUGCAGAAGACAUUGUUGGAACUGCCCGUCCCGACGAGAAAGCCAUCAUGACCUAUGUUUCUAGCUUCUACCACGCCUUCUCAGGAGCCCAGAAGGCAGAGACAGCAGCAAAUCGUAUCUGCAAGGUGCUGGCAGUCAACCAAGAAAAUGAACAGCUCAUGGAAGACUAUGAAAAACUGGCCAGUGAUCUGCUGGAGUGGAUCCGCCGCACCAUCCCCUGGCUGGAGAACCGGGCCCCAGAGAACACCAUGCAAGCCAUGCAGCAGAAACUGGAGGACUUCCGGGACUACCGCCGCCUGCACAAGCCCCCCAAGGUUCAGGAGAAGUGCCAACUUGAGAUCAACUUCAACACUUUGCAGACCAAGCUGCGGCUCAGCAACAGGCCAGCCUUCAUGCCUUCAGAAGGGAAAAUGGUUUCGGAUAUAAACAAUGCCUGGGGUGGCCUAGAACAGGCUGAGAAGGGCUAUGAGGAGUGGUUGUUGAACGAGAUUCGAAGGCUAGAGAGGCUGGAUCACCUGGCAGAGAAGUUCCGGCAGAAGGCGUCCAUCCACGAGUCCUGGACAGAUGGUAAGGAAGCAAUGCUGCAGCAGAAGGAUUACGAAACCGCUACCCUCUCGGAGAUAAAGGCUCUGCUGAAGAAACACGAGGCCUUUGAGAGCGACCUGGCUGCACACCAGGACCGCGUGGAGCAGAUCGCUGCUAUUGCACAAGAGCUGAAUGAGCUGGACUACUACGACUCUCCCAGCGUCAAUGCCAGGUGCCAGAAGAUCUGUGACCAGUGGGACAAUCUGGGUGCUCUAACCCAGAAACGUAGAGAGGCCUUGGAGAGGACAGAGAAGCUACUGGAAACAAUUGACCAGUUGUACCUGGAAUAUGCCAAGCGAGCUGCCCCUUUCAAUAACUGGAUGGAAGGGGCCAUGGAGGACCUGCAGGAUACAUUCAUUGUUCACACCAUUGAGGAGAUCCAGGGAUUGAGCACAGCCCACGAGCAGUUCAAAGCCACUUUGCCAGACGCUGACAAGGAGCGACAGGCCAUCCUGGGAAUCCACAAUGAAGUCUCAAAGAUUGUCCAGACGUACCAUGUCAACAUGGCAGGAACCAAUCCUUACACUACCAUCACCCCACACGAGAUCAAUGGCAAAUGGGAACAUGUGCGGCAGCUGGUGCCCAGGAGGGAUCAAGCCCUGAUGGAGGAGCACGCUCGCCAGCAGCAAAACGAGCGGCUGCGGAAACAGUUUGGUGCACAGGCCAAUGUCAUUGGACCCUGGAUCCAGACCAAGAUGGAGGAGAUCGGGCGCAUUUCCAUAGAGAUGCACGGCACCCUGGAGGACCAGCUCAACCACCUCAGGCAGUAUGAGAAGAGCAUCGUCAACUACAAACCAAAGAUCGACCAGCUGGAAGGAGACCACCAGCAGAUCCAGGAGGCUCUUAUCUUUGACAACAAGCACACCAACUACACCAUGGAGCAUAUCCGAGUGGGCUGGGAGCAAUUACUAACAACAAUUGCUAGAACCAUCAACGAAGUGGAGAACCAGAUUCUGACCCGUGAUGCCAAAGGAAUCAGCCAGGAACAAAUGAAUGAGUUCCGGGCUUCUUUCAACCAUUUCGACAGGGACCACUCCGGCACACUUGGCCCUGAGGAGUUCAAAGCCUGUCUCAUCAGCUUGGGUUACGAUAUUGGAAACGAUGCACAGAAGAAGACUGGUAUGAUGGAUUGUGAAGAUUUCCGAGCCUGCCUUAUCUCCAUGGGUUACAAUAUGGGAGAGGCAGAGUUUGCCCGCAUCAUGAGCAUCGUCGACCCUAACCGUAUGGGAGUGGUGACGUUCCAGGCCUUCAUUGACUUCAUGUCCCGGGAAACGGCAGACACAGAUACUGCUGACCAGGUCAUGGCUUCCUUCAAGAUCCUGGCUGGAGAUAAGAACUACAUCACUGUGGACGAGUUACGGCGAGAGCUGCCUCCCGACCAGGCGGAGUACUGCAUUGCUCGCAUGGCUCCCUACACCGGCCGCGACGCUGUGCCUGGUGCCCUGGACUACAUGUCCUUCUCCACGGCGCUCUACGGUGAAAGUGACCUUUAAUUUCCCUUCCGCCCCACCACACGCUCCCUCCCCCCCUCCUCAUUCCACACGCCCUUUUUUUUUCUCUUUGCAAAGCAGCCUCUGCUCCGCUCUGUUUUAUUUUCAUUAGAUAUAUUUUUGUUGGGGGGGGUGUUUUUCCCUGUUUUGCUUCAGAUAACAGAUCACAUUUUUAAGCAGGGCAUGGGGGGGGGGUGGGAGGGAGGGAUAGGGGAGGACAUUGACACGGCACCACCUACCUUGCCCUUUAAAAAACGAGUUUACAAAAUUAUUUUGUGCAGAAAAAAAAAGGAAAAAAAAUAUAAAUAAAUAAAAAUAUUUUAUUAUAGAGGGAAAAAAAAAAAAAAACCACAAAACGAAACGAAAUAAACCAAACGAAAAAAAAAAAUAUUUUUCUCCACCGGAUUGAAACUUAAAAAAGGUUAAGAAGAUUGCAGCAGAUAUUUUGUCGUCGUUGUUGUUGAUUGUUUGUUUGUUGUUGUGACAUAGGAAGUUGAGCACAAUGUUACAUUCCAUCCUUUCCCCCCCCAAAAAAGAACCAAAAGGCAAGGACUAAAAGGCCACUCUUAACUUUUUACAUUUGAGUUUGUCUCUUUUAUCACCUUUUACCUUUUUUUUUGUGGGGGGGAGGGGGUGGGGGGAAGGGCACACGAGUGCAUGUGUUUGCUGGUUCACUCAUUUCAUGAAGAUAUUUUACAAUGAAACUUUUGCAAUUGCUGUGUUUUCUAAGGGAGAAAAACAAAACCAAACCUAUUGGGAUUUAAUGUACACAGCUCCUGUUUUCAUAUUUAAUUAAAACCAAAAGAAUUUACAAUAUGCCUCCUGCGUUUAUCGGUGCACAACUUUUUUGUUGCUGGAGAGUUGUCUGGAUUCGGAACAUGGAAAGCUUGAGAGUUGAUAAACUUUGAUAUUGCUUGUCACAAACCAUAUUAAAAACUUCUUGUGAUAACAAA